Daucus carota subsp. sativus is the source of this 787-nucleotide messenger RNA. RefSeq names its product NADH dehydrogenase [ubiquinone] 1 beta subcomplex subunit 8, mitochondrial. The record is from RefSeq and is a predicted model, not a curated record. Lineage: Eukaryota; Viridiplantae; Streptophyta; Magnoliopsida; Apiales; Apiaceae. The transcript is spliced from 4 exons. The coding region runs from base 159 to 536 and encodes 125 amino acids.
AUUUCGGGUUAAUUGCAUUUUAUACCACAUGAUUAUUUAACGGUGUCGUAUUGGCAAGAUCUACUGCUAAACUCAAAUUGUUGGACAUUGGAUACAACAAGUUUGCUCAAAACCCAGAACAAGCUAGCAAUUGACAUCAAAUUGAAGAAGAAUCUGAAAUGGCAGGUAGAUUAAGCCACGUGGCGUCUCGUAUCAUGGCAUCAAGCGGCGUCGUUUCACGUUCUAGCAACUCAUCUCUUCGCUUCCGGUCAGGCAUGGGUCUCCCCGUCGGCAAACACAUCGUCCCCGACAAACCCCUUUCGAUGAAUGAUGAACUUACUUGGGACAAUGGGACUGCAUUUCCCGAGCCUUGUAUUGAUCGGAUUGCGGAUACUGUUGGCAAGUAUGAAGCACUGGCUUGGUUAUGUGGAGGUUUGAGUUUCUUCGCGUCACUUGGGCUUAUGGCUGUUUUGAAUGACAAGGCCUCUAAGAUUCCAUAUACGCCAAAGGUUUAUCCUUAUGAUAAUCUGAGAGUGGAGCUUGGUGGAGAACCAUAGAGCACCUUUUUACAACCGAAAGCAGCGGAAACCGUUCUCUCAUGUGCCGCCUCUUGUUUGCAUUUAGUGUUUUAUUAAUAAUCAAAUAAUGGAAAUGUCAGUCACAAAUUAAUAUCCAACGAAUUCGCUUUGUCACAAGUUUCUUAUGCAGUGUUGUAUGUUUUCACCGAAUCAGCCUGAUCAAAAGUGCUUGUCAUGCAUUUUGUGUAUUUUUGCAAAGGUGUUAAUUUCAUCUUACUUAUUUUGACCAA